Messenger RNA from Penicillium paradoxum, 237 nucleotides. RefSeq lists its product as uncharacterized. Lineage: Eukaryota; Fungi; Ascomycota; Eurotiomycetes; Eurotiales; Aspergillaceae. The record is from RefSeq and is a predicted model, not a curated record. Bases 1 to 237 code for a protein of 78 amino acids. The transcript has a single exon.
AUGAAAAGUGCAAGUAUAGAAGUCGCGAAGUCAGGUGCAAAUGUGCCGAUGGAGAAGUCAAGGGGGCUGCUUGGUGCGGGGAUGGGGACUACGACCGGAAGCAGAAGAACGGGGAACCCGAUUAUCCGCCUCGCCGCAGCCGCCAAACGAGCGGGCCGGGAGCGAAUCAAGGAGCGGUGGAUUAAGCAAUGGGACCGGGACAGGACCGGGUUCCAGCUGAGUUAUACCCAGGCUUAG